This is a messenger RNA of Rana temporaria (common frog), 872 nucleotides long. RefSeq names its product uromodulin-like. The coding region runs from base 186 to 872 and encodes 228 amino acids. Lineage: Eukaryota; Metazoa; Chordata; Amphibia; Anura; Ranidae. The transcript is spliced from 6 exons. Gene Ontology annotation, cellular component: cell surface; apical plasma membrane. Gene Ontology annotation, biological process: neutrophil migration. The record is from RefSeq and is a predicted model, not a curated record.
UGAGUUUACUCUUUUUUUUAGGAGGCUCUCCAUCUCCAACAUAUACUUGUACCGGAGCAAAGUUCAAUACACAAGUGUCAAAAUGUUGGUUGGAAAAAAAUGGUUUUAAUAUAUCCAAUGUAAGGCUGAACAGCACCAACCCCGAGUGUUUUGCAUCAAGGGAGGUUGUGAAUGGAAAAUCUGAGAUGACCCUUCAUCGUCCAAUGUCAACCUCGGACUGUAACACUGUUGCAAAGGUAAAUGCGACCCAUGUCACCUACACAAAUCGGCUGUAUAUUUUUGCCAAAAAGUUUCCAAUCCAAACAGCAAAUGACGCGUCCAUGAGUAUUUCCUGCUCUUACCCGCUGAGUGUGAAUAUUGCUCUUAAUGUGUCACUGCGCCCAGUAAUUGGGACCACAGUACUAAAUGACGUUACAGGAAAUGGAAGUUAUGUAGCCGCAAUGUUGGCCUACACAGAUAACACAUUUACCACCCCUCUCUCCGACUCCAACCCCCUGACUGUUGAAAAUAAAAUUUACCUCUCAGUGCUCAUACCAGAUCUGGAUGUGAAAACCUUUAAACUCAAAGUGGUGAAUAUUUAUGCCUCUCCUACCAAUUCAAGCGACAAAAAGUACAAUCUUCUUCAGAACGGGUGCCCAGGUAGCGAUGUACCUGCUGACCAGCUAACAGUGGACAGCAAUGGAGUCGGCACUGAAUCUCGGUUUGCUAUGAAAGUCUUCAAGAUUGCCAACUCUAACGCCGUCUAUCUCUUUGCCGAUCUUGUACUCUGCACUAAUAAUUGUGCCACGAACUGCAGCUCGACUCAAUCCAAAUCCGAUGUUUCCCAAAAGAUUGAUGGAAAAGUCGGCAUCUAUUUGGAUGCAUGGGCGUGA